CACACUAAUAAUACCCAUCCCACCAUUAACUCACCCUGUUACGCCCUUUUGUCGACUUCAAAAAAGCCUUGAAACGGUGGAGAUGUGGACGUGGAGGUGGUAAUGGCGCCGUGUGUUGGGCAGCAGAGUUAAAUAGUAGUUUACACGAAUGUUUGCAGUGUAGGGCUACGGCGGCAAAGGAACAUUGGAGACAGUAUCAGGACAGAAGCAGCAGCAGCAGCAUGGUGGGACGGCGGGGCAGACCGCCCAAGAGGAAGGUGGAGGAGUUGCAGGAAGAGCACGAUGGAAAAUCAAAAUGUGCCAAGGAGGCCAAGAUUGAGGCCAUCUCCCUGGACGCCUCAGAACCGGCACACAUCACUGUGCUGGCCCUCACCUCGGACGUCUGGCGGCACCACCGUGACUCUGAGGAGUGGAGUGAAGACCAACCCUCAAGUGUGUCUGUAGCCGAGAAGGGGAAAGGAGACACUCGAAGCCAAGGCAUGUGCUGGAGGGGCAACCCAGACAUCCCUCCCUCACAGGUGGUUUUGAGCUGCAGAAGAGUGGCCAGUGGUGAGGCGUUUGACUGUGAGACUCAGACCUUCCACUUCAGCCACGUAUCCACCAGCAAAGUGGUGGUGGUGCCGGACUCAGACACCCCCGAGACCAUCAAGGUGGAGAUAGACACAGAUCAGCAGGAGGAGUUUGUGAGUCAUCCGCUGGUGUGCUGCGUGAAAGGCUGUGACACAAGCUCUGAUGUUGACACCACCUCCACCUUCUACACUGUCCCAAAGGGAAGGGAAAAGGCACUAUGGAAUGAAACUCUGGACAUUGUACCUUGUGAAGGUGAUUUAAGACAGCACGUUUGCAGUAAACACUUCAUCACUCCUGCCAAGCUGCUCACUGGAAAGGGAAGAGUAAGAAAAAAGAAGACCUGUGACAUGCUGGUUGCAGAGGAAGCAGAGAAAAUUAGACAAGGUUUGUCCUCUGGCAGGCCGAAGAGAACUCCAAAACCUAACAAGAACUAUGACUGGGCUGAAAUAGUUCCGUUGAUCAAGGCAGAACCUGAUGAACUGGAGAAUGAGCUGUUCCAGAGCACCACUUUGGAGAAAACAGGAAGCACAGCAGUAACUCCCAGGAAGCACUUGUCUUUCAAGGAGGACAAGGAAAACAAAAAGCCGUUUUCAGACACUGAGAGGGAAAACCUGAGGAUGAAUACUGAGGAAGAGGAAAAUCUGGAGGACGAGGAGGAUGACUUGGAGAACAUCAGUCUACCCAGUCACCCUCGCCCUCCUCCACCCAAACCCAAAGGCCGUCCACACAGGAUAAGAGACUCAGGCACCCAAACAGAAAGUGUGUACAGGAUGCCUGGGCCGCGACAACCAUUGCGGGAGGUGAAGGUGCAGUGCAACAUCAACUCUGAGGCUCCCAGUCCCUGCUCCAGCUGCUCCUAUGUCAACUGGCUCAGGCUGGAGGAGCUGCUGGUGGACUGUGCCAGCAGGCUGGAGGGGGAGUUGUGUGUGCCAGCAGUCCAGGAGUGCCUGAGGAAGGUGGUGGACAGUGUGCCUCACCCAACACAUGCCACCAAUGUAUUGAAGCUGCUCAGCGGGGAUGACAGGGAUGCCUUGGAGAACACUAGUGAUAUUAUUCUUGUACCAAGCCAAGAGGAUGAGGUGGAGAUUGAGAACGUCAUACACGCCACUGUGGAGGAGCCGAUCACGGGGAUGAGGGAAAUUACUCCAAAGACAUGGGAGAAGAAGGCCAAGUGGAAAAAGGCCCUGACACCUGUUAACUAUGUCAAUAAGGAGGAGGAAGAGGAGGAUCUGGAUGGCCUUGGGAUCCAGGAAGCCACUGAGAUGGAUGAUGAUGAGUUCCAACCCAGCUACCUUGAAGGGGAGGAAACAGAGGAGGAUGAGCAGGCCUUGGAUGACGAGGACUGGACUAUUAGUAAAUCAGAUAGAGACUCCAGAUCUACUCCUAAAAAGAAACCAAAGAAGACUCCACCACAACCCAAAGUUAAGAAAGAACAGACGGUGUCAGCUGGAGAGGCGGCCAGGGCAGGUGAGGACGGCGGCACUGCGGUCGAGGACGACUCCACCACCGCUAGGGUGCCGGACACAUCACAGGGACGGCGGCGGCGCAAGGAGGGUGACACCCGCUGGAUCAGGAAGACUCACUCCUGCAAUAUUUGUGGUUUAGUGUUCAGCACUCAGAAGAAAUUUGACCAACACUUCAACCACAUGCACCUUGGCAUUGCCCCCUGGCACGGGGAGCAUACCUGUGAUGACUGUGGCAAAGUGUUCACGCAGAAGAUAAGUCUCAACGUGCACCGCAUGUUCAAGCAUGGUGCCCCACGGCGCUACCAGUGCUCCCAGUGUGUGUACGAGGCACCCACCAAGGAGUACCUCAAGCGCCACAUGAAGGUGCACACCAACGAGCGGCAGUUUGUGUGUCCGCACUGCCACAAGGGACUCAAGACGGCUGAGUCUUACCGCAACCACCUGGUCAUCCACACCAACAAGGGCCGCUUUGUCUGUCAGGUGUGCCAGAAGGCAUAUAACCACAAGGGUGCCUACCAGGACCACAUACGAACCCACUGUGAAUUCCGGGACUAUGCCUGUGACUACUGCGGCGCGGCCUUCAAAGCUUACAAGCACGUGGCGCGGCACAUCAGGGCUGUCCACCUCAACGACAAGCGGUUUAUUUGUGACGUGUGUGGCGCCCAACACAUGACAGGCUUUAAUCUCAAGGCUCAUGUGAAGAAGCAUGGAGACUUGUCCUCUCUCUCCUAUGCCUACCAGUGCUCUAUGUGUGAGGCAAAGUUUAGAGGACCUGAUGGCCGGGCUGUGCACAUGAAGGUUGUCCACACUACGCCUUCCACCCCGGCUAAUCCAAAGAACCCAGAAGCAGUGGAAAGUGGGAACAAAGGGAGUGAGGCAGGAAGACUGGUGUCACCUCAUCCUACUCGUCGUCCAGUUCAUUUCCAUUAUUCCAAACUUUCGAGGGAGGAUAAGGCUCAUGGGGCUACAGGAGAUAGUGGGAGGGAGAGUGAGUCGUGGGGUACGAUCUACCUAGAUAAGUCAGUUGAUUUCAGUCCAUUUGAUGGUAGGGAGGAUGAGGCAGUGGUGUAUGAAGUGUACAGUGGAGGAGAAGAGGAGGAGCUAGAGGAGCAGUUUGACAAGAUGAAGGAGGAAAAGUUGCUUGCGUCGCAGGAAGUGGGCUCCUCUACAGCAGGCAGCAAUGACCGAGUGAUACACGUCUAUCCUUGCAGUGCCUGUCACAUCAUGUUCACUUCAAGGAGUGUGAUGGAGCAACAUUACGAGUCAUGUCAGCAGCGCCAAAUGGUCAUUAAGGAGGAACCUGUCACUGUGGACCAAACCAGUGAUUAAAUCUCUCUUAUUUUCAUAUCCAUUCACACACAAGACUCAGAACUAAAUAGGAAGGAUGGCCUCUGUCAUGUGACUGGGCCAAGAAGGAUCAUCUUUAUUAACUUGUUAUCAUCAUUGUCUUUAUUAUUUCGUGUUAUAAGGCGAAAAUCAUCUGUGUAGGAGUACAGCAUAGAAAUGAGUCAACACACAAACUUUUUCUUUGAUGAUAUUGAAGGAAUUUGUUGGGAGUAUUGAUGGUAUUAGUACAAUUUCACAAGUUUUAAAUUAAGCUUCCAUCAUAAUGCUCUACUGCUGAAAAAAAUAUAUAAUAGAUAAAAUAAAGGAUACAUGAAGUAAAAA
Molecule: messenger RNA, 3704 nt
Organism: Portunus trituberculatus (swimming crab)
Lineage: Eukaryota; Metazoa; Arthropoda; Malacostraca; Decapoda; Portunidae
Product: zinc finger protein 184-like
Exons: 14
Coding region: 222-3365 (1047 amino acids)
Biological process (GO): regulation of transcription by RNA polymerase II
Cellular component (GO): nucleus
Molecular function (GO): DNA-binding transcription factor activity, RNA polymerase II-specific; RNA polymerase II cis-regulatory region sequence-specific DNA binding
Source: RefSeq, a predicted model, not a curated record